This is a messenger RNA of Ixodes scapularis (black-legged tick), 1344 nucleotides long. RefSeq lists its product as uncharacterized. Bases 1 to 1344 code for a protein of 447 amino acids. NCBI's taxonomy places the organism in Eukaryota, Metazoa, Arthropoda, Arachnida, Ixodida, Ixodidae. The record is from RefSeq and is a predicted model, not a curated record. The transcript has 6 exons.
AUGAUGACUCAAUCUAUGACGCCGAGAGCGACAUCGAGGCCGUCUUUGCCAUCGGCCAGGAGGUCAAGCACAGCCCAGUUUGGCAAGGCAGGGCCGGAGCCCGUGCCGGGUUUGCUCUACUACGAAUUCCUGCCGCUGGUUCGCCGUUCCAAGGCUACGGGACGUCUCGAGUUUCAGGAGUUUGAGGAUGUGCUGGAGCGAGCGAGUGACUGGUACAGCCAGGUACGCGGAUACCGCGCGGUCACCUUGGAGACAGUGCAGUUCAAGUUCAAAGACCGAGAACCGUCAGAGAAAAGCAUCCCCACCUUCGACAAGGACGGACGCAGUCCCGCAGCUGCUAAGCGCCACUACUACGGCGACGGGCUCAGGAUUUGGCUGUUCCCGUCAGAACUGCACGCUGCGGGCGGAGCGGAGCUCGGCUACCGUGAUCUACUGCCUCGACGCACCCAGGACAAGACGCAGUCAUCCUACGAGACUGUACCAGAAAUCUUGGACCGGUUCAACUACAGCCAAGCCAGCGGUCAGGACCCUGUGCCGGGAAAGAUCAUCAGCGUCGAGUCCAGGGACGUGGAAGGCUCGAACCAGAGUAACGCCUCUUGUGCUGCGAGAGCCCUCGAAGGAGACUUGCUGACGUGCCACAACAUCUUCAGCUUCAGAGUCUUCUUCUACCGGGGCAAGCCAACCAGAGAGAGGAUUCAGAUACACGACGUGGUGCCCAAACCGCUCGACUGCUACACAUUCGAGGAGUUUACCGGGGUGUUGAAGCGGGCCUCGCAGUGGCUCCAGGACCAGGGACCGCUGAGGCUGUACAAUGUGCAGACGCUCUUCGUCAAGGCUAAACUACACAUACCGCCUGGUUCGAUGCUGUCCCGGAAGGUGUCUUCCCUGGUGCGCUAUCUCAAGGUCCUGCGAGUGGUGUACACGACGUUUCCGGAGGCCUCUCUCGAGUUCACGUCACUACAAUUCCCCCGCUGUCUGUCCCAUCGAGUCUUCAUACCGUCGCUUACCGUGUCCGGAGAAGACGUCAAAGUGGCACAAGCCAUCAGGGCCCUCAAGAACAAGAUGAGUCUCUGGAGCAGCAUGUUCCGAGGCAACAUCCUGUGCGCCGAGUCCCUGACCGUGGACUUCCUGCCGUUCGGACAAGGGGCCGACGACACCAUCAACGCCUCGGUGCCGAACAGGCGGGACUCCCUGGGCCAGGCGACGGCCCGGGUGGUCCUCUAUUUUCGCGUUUACACGGACUGUCCGGACAUCCGUGCCAGGGCCAACUCCCCGGUGUCCAUGGUCACACAAUCUCAGUUCUACAGCAGCAGGGACGAAAGCCGCAGGUGCAGGAUCAUGUGA